AUGUCUGAUGAACAGUCUUCGCCCCAGAACGGUACGCUGGUGGAUACGCACAUCACAGCUAUACUCAUGGGCGUUGUUCUCUGCGAAAUCCUAUCCUUCAUAUCCUUCGACCUACGCCUAGCAUCCUCCAUGUUCCAGAAGCGACACUUUCACCCAAUACCCAUCUCGUACCUCGUUUCUCGCUACACAAUGCUCCUCUUUAUCUCCGUUUUCUCGAUCCUGACCAUUCCAUCUGCCUACGGUACACGACGCGACGAAACCGCGCUCCACUGGCUUCGAUCAUUCAUGCUGCCACUGCUGUUCACCUCAACCUCUGCGAUCCUAGGUUUUCGUGCGGUCAUCCUGCACUUCUCCCGGCCAUUCCUGGUUACGAUUCUCGUCAACACCCUUCUCGCGGUCGAAUUCGUCAGCUCCUUAGCAGUGAUGAUUCUGUCGGUCUCCGAGUCACCAACCCCAACCUCAAGUUCCGGGGGCACUUCGAUCUCUGCAGCUUGGAUCUGCGCUCCUCUGCUGAUCGCACUCCUGAUCGACCUCAUCUUUACGCUGAUCGUCGUGAUCCCCAUCCUCGUUGGGACGAGGCAGAGAGGAGAGAUCAUCGGAAUGAUGUUGUCCGAUGCAAUCUUCUUCGGUGUCUUCAGCAUGGUGGUCAAGAUCAUCGCGAUUGGGUUGACGAUCCGCUUGGCAAGAGGUGGGACGAAUGCGUGGCUGCCGAUUUCGAUAGGGAAGCGGGAAUUUGGGCUGUAG
Molecule: messenger RNA, 744 nt
Organism: Pseudozyma hubeiensis SY62
Lineage: Eukaryota; Fungi; Basidiomycota; Ustilaginomycetes; Ustilaginales; Ustilaginaceae
Exons: 3
Coding region: 1-744 (247 amino acids)
Source: RefSeq, a predicted model, not a curated record